CCUCGGAAGGCAGGAUUGCGGACGGACCGAGAACUUUGUCCGCCAGUCGGACUGCUUCAUCAUGCUUCGCACGCGACCAUUCUUUGGGUCGCUGCUGGUGCUCCUCGUCCUGGUGGCCUCGCACGUCACAGAUACCCAGGCCCGAUACCACCACAUAAGACUGAGGCACGACAGGCACAGGCGGCAUCAGGGCGAGAGCUACGCUCCCCACAGCUAUGCCCUGGACAGCGACGAGCCCGAGUCGGGCAGCUGGGGACCCUGGACCCAUCCAACCCCCUGCUCGAGGACCUGCGGCGGUGGGGUUGCCAUCCAGACUCGCGAGUGCCUCGACCGAGACGAUUCAAACAACGAAAGCUGCACCGGCGCGAGGAAGAAGUACUUCUCGUGCAACAUCCACCCUUGCCCGGGAGAGCCCAAGGAUUUUCGAGCCGAGCAGUGCACCGAGUUCAACAAUCAGCCCUUCGACGGUAUCUACUACGAGUGGAUACCGUAUACGGGCGGUCACAACAAGUGCGAGCUCAACUGCAUGCCAAAGGGCGAGAGGUUUUUCUACAGGCACAAGGAGAGCGUGACCGACGGCACCCUCUGCAACAUCGAGAAAAACGACGUCUGCGUCGAGGGCAAGUGCAUGCCAGUGGGAUGCGACAUGAUGCUGGGUAGCAACGCGAAGGAGGACACGUGUCGCGAGUGUGGCGGGGACGGCUCCGACUGCAAAACCGUACGUGGACUCUUUGACGCGGACGACCUGCAAGUUGGAUACCUCGACAUGUUGCUCAUCCCCGAGGGAGCGACAAACAUCGCAGUCAAGGAGGUCCGACCCUCGAAUAAUUACCUCGCCGUGCGAAACACGACCGGACACUACUACCUCAACGGCAACUGGAGGAUCGACUUUCCGCGCAGCCUUCGAUUCGCCGGCACGAUAUUCCACUACAGCCGAGACCCACAGGGAUUUUCGGCCCCGGACACGAUAACCGCCCUCGGACCGACCAACGAGGCCGUAUACAUCGUGCUGCUCUACCAGGACCACAACGUCGGCGUCCACUACGAGUACAGCAUCCCCAAAAAGUUCUCCCAGCAAUCCGACCCCGACAGCUACACCUGGAUCACCGACGAGUUCUCCCCGUGCAGUACGACCUGCGGGGGUGGUUUCAAAUCGCGGCGAGUGAUGUGCGUGAAGCGGAGGACGAACGAGCCGGCCGACGAGAAGCUGUGCGACCCGACGCUGGAGCCGGCGGACACGGAGGCUUGCGGUGGCGAGCCCUGCCCGGCCCAGUGGGUCGAGGCCGAGUGGUCCGAGUGCAGCAAGCCCUGCGGCGAGGGUGGCGAGCAAACGCGCGACAUCAAGUGCCAACAGAUCGUCUCGGGUGGCGUGCCGACCGUUGUCGACGAGGCCCAGUGCGCCAAGAGCCUCGGGCCCAAGAACGCCACCACCCGCGCGUGCAACAAGGAACUCGAGUGCCCCAAGUUCCACAUCGGCCCGUGGAAGCCCUGCGACCACCUGUGCGGCGAGGGCAAACAAGUGCGCAGAGUCACGUGCUUCAAGAAGAACGACCAGGGGAGGAUCCAAGUGCUGGAGGACUCGGCUUGCGGCAGCCAAGUGCCCGAGCGCGACAGGACCUGCGAGCUGAGGCCCUGCGAGGGCGUCGACUGGGUCAUCUCACCGUGGAGCGGUUGCUCGGAGAAGUGCGGCCUGACCCAAGAAACGAGGACCACCCAGUGCGCCACGCAGGACGGCACCGUCUACCCGGAUAGCAUGUGCGACCCCGAAAAGAAGCCACUUCUGACCAAAGAGUGCGACACCCCGCAGAACUGCGAGUACCAGUGGAUCAAGACCCAGUGGAGCAAGUGCUCGGCGGAGUGCGGCACGGGAGUGCAGACGCGCAAGGUGUUUUGCGCUACCUUCGAGGACGAGGACACCAUGAAGAAGGUCCCGGACGGCAAGUGCGAGCCAUCCGAGAAGUUCAACGCGACGCGCGAGUGCGUCACCAAGGGAGCCGAGUGCAAGGGCGAAUGGUUCGCCGGACCCUGGAGCAAAUGUUCAAAACCAUGCGGGGGUGGCGAGAAUACUCGCAGGGUGGUUUGCCUGAGGGACAACAAGAUCGUUUCGUCGAAUGAGUGCGAUUACAAGACAAUAAUGGAGGAAACGAAGUCGUGCAACCCGCUCGCCUGCGAGGAAGACCAAAUGAUACCGGUCGAGCCGGAAAAGGUGACAGCUCUGAUGGAAGAACAGGGUGAGGCGGACGAGGAGUGCGAGGACGAGGAGGGCUUCGUGAGCGUGAGCUCCCGGUUCAACACCGACGACCAACCGUCCGAUUCGACCGAGACGUCGCCCCUCAGCUCGCCCAUCGGGAGCUCGAGCGCGGACGCCUUCGCCAGCACCCUGGACGACAUGAUGUUCAGCGACGCGGCGUACUCCCGCGGCGACGUCUCCUUCCCCACCGACAGCGGCAGCGGCACCGGCAGUGACGACGAGACCAACCUCUACCCGACCAUAUUCACCCUGGACGAGGGCAGCGGGGCCUCCCCCGACGAGGAGUUCUCCACGCCCUCGCUCGGCUCGGACGUCACGGAACCCUCCGGUCUGAGCGACCCCACUGAAGGCUCGGGAGCAACGGAGACCACUAGCUCGGGCUCCGAGGCGCCGACCGAGGCCGCAACCGGUGCAAGCGACUCGUCCACCGAAGGAGCGACGGAAGCCACCGAACAGCCGACCGACCUGACGACGCAGCAGUCAACGGACGUACCGAGCGAAGCUUCGGCUACCGUCGCCGGCACGGAUGCGACAACCGACAGUUCGGCGUCAUCUUCGCCGGACGCGAGUGAGGCGACCACCCCCGACACCACCCCGACGUCCGACACCGAGACCACCGAGGCUACGUCGGACGGUAGCUCGCCGGUCGACUCGAGCACCUUGGCCACCGACGACGUCUCCGAAACAACUGUGGGAGCGACAUCCGAAGGCUCGGAGUCGCCGGGGGCGUCGAGCAACGCCGUGGAAACAACCGAGGCAAGCGGCAGCGGUGCAACCGAGAGUACCGGCUCGACGGAUUCCGUGACCACCGAAAUGACGGAGUCCUCGGCUACCGGAGCGCCCUCGGAAUCGUCGACUAUGGUGACCGAAGAGACCGAAAUGGCCACGGAGUCCGGGCCGACGACCGAAAGUGGGUUCACGGAGGCGAGCGGGUCGACGGAGACCGGGGCCACAGAGGAGACGACCAUGGCGGAAGGUACAGAGUCGGGAACGACAGAGUCUGGAGGGACGGAAGCUACCAGCGAGCUGAGUACGAUCGCCAGCACCGAGGAGUACACCGAGUCGAGCAUAUCACCGGCUACCGAGUCGGACUUGACCGAGCAAUCUCACAUCACGGAAGUGUUCACGACCGCCAGCCCCGUGCAAACGGCGAUAAAGAUCGAGAACAGGUUCGGCGGGAAAAAGUGCAAGCCGAAGAAAAAGAAGACGUGCAACAAGUCCGAGUUUGGCUGCUGUUACGAUGGAAUCACGGCUGCCCAGGGGCCGUUUGGCAAAGGCUGCCCGACCCCGCACACGUGCGCCGAGACGACUCACGGCUGCUGCCCCGACGGGGUGUCCCCGGCCAAGGGGCCCAAGUUCUUGGACUGUCCCGAUCAGCACUGCAACGAGACGCUCUUCGGUUGCUGCCAGGACGGCGUUACUCCCGCCGAGGGCAAUGACUUUGAGGGCUGCAAGAAACCCUGCAAUCAGACCGAAUUUGGAUGCUGCCCUGACAAGGAGACACCUGCCAGUGGGAAAAACAAUCUCGGGUGCUGCAACACCACCAAGUUUGGAUGCUGUCCGGACAACAUCAAGCCUGCCUCGGGCCCCGAUGGAGAAGGUUGCGAGGAAGAGGUCACCGAAGUAUCCGUGGAAACGACAACCAUCAUCCCGGAGGACUGCGCCAACUCGACUUACGGAUGUUGUCCUGAUGGUCGAAAGACUGCCAAUGGCACGAACUUUGCGGGCUGCGACAUCAUCAACACCAAGAAUUGCACCGCCUCGUACUUUGGAUGCUGCCCGGACAAUGCCACUGCCGCUCUGGGUCCGAACAACACGGGCUGCCACAUGCCGUGCGACAACACGACCUACGGGUGCUGCGAGGACAAAAAAACCCCGGCUCACGGGCCAAACAGGGAGGGCUGUUGUUUGUCGAUGCCGUACGGCUGCUGCCCGGACAACGUGCUGCCGUCCCGGGGCCCGAACUUUUACGGCUGCGGCUGCCAGUACUCGCGUUUCGGGUGCUGCCCGGACAACGCGACCGCCGCCCGCGGGCCAAACAACGAGGGAUGCGGCUGCCAAUACACGACCCACGGCUGCUGCCCGAACCGAUUUACCCCGGCCACUGGUCCGAACUACGGGGGCUGUCCAUGCUACACUUACCAGUUCGGGUGCUGCCCCGACGGGGUCACCGCGGCCAAGGGACCGAGGAGCCAGGGCUGCGGCUGCGAAAACACCGAGUUCAAGUGCUGCUCGGACGGGCGGACGCCGGCCAAGGGCCCGAACUUUGCGGGCUGUGCCUGCGACGCGUCCAAGUACGGCUGCUGCCCCGACGGGGUCGAGGAGGCCCAGGGCGAGGACUUUGAGGGCUGCCUCAAUCGGCCCUCCCAUCCCGGGGAGGCGUGCGGCAUGCCGCGGGACAGGGGCACCUGCCGCGAGUUCACCGUCAAGUGGUUCUACGACACCGAGUACGGGGGCUGCUCGAGAUUCUGGUACGGUGGCUGCGAGGGCAACGACAACCGAUUCAAGACCCAAGAGGAGUGCAAGGCGACUUGCGUCGAGCCACGAGGAAAGGACAUCUGCUACUUGCCCAAGAUAUCUGGGCCCUGCGAGGGAUACCAGCCCACUUGGUACUUUGACGGCGAAAGGAAGCAGUGCGGUCAGUUCAUCUACUCGGGCUGUCUCGGAAACGCCAACAGAUUCAAGAGCCGCGAGGAGUGCGAGGAGCGUUGCUCUGAGACUGCUGAUACUGACCCUUGCACUUUGCUCAAAGAGCAGGGACCCUGCGAAGGAAACUUCACGAGGUGGUUCUUCAACAAGGAAACCCAAAAUUGCGAGGUGUUCAAGUACGGAGGCUGCAAAGGCAACCACAACAACUACCCGUCCGAGUUGGCUUGCCGACAGCAGUGUCUACAACCUGGACGCAGUCGAGACUCGUGCUCGCUGCCACGCACCGAGGGUAACUGCACGGACAAGUACUCGCGCUGGUACUUUGACCAGCAGGAGAAUCGUUGCAUGCCAUUUUAUUACACUGGCUGCGGUGGAAAUAAAAAUAACUUUGCCUCUAGAGAUGCAUGUGAGUCCGAUUGCCCGCCCAAGAUUGAGCAGGACAUGUGUCUCCUGCCGGCGCUACUUGGCGAAUGCCACAACUACACCCAACGCUGGUACUUUGAUUCGUACGAGCAGAGGUGCAGGCAGUUCUACUACGGUGGCUGCGGCGGUAACACCAACAACUUCCACACCGAAUCCGAGUGCCAGAACAGAUGCGAAAAUCCAACUGCGACUCCCACUGCUCCCGAAGUAGAAUUCCAGACGGAAUUCUGCUUCCUACCGGACGAGCGUGGCCCGUGCACGAACUACGUAAACAAGUGGUUCUACGACAGCCGAGAGGGCAUAUGCAAGCAGUUCGUCUACGGCGGCUGUUCUAGCAACGGAAACGCCUUCAACUCCCGCGAGGAGUGCGAGUACAGAUGCGGGGACGUACAAGACCCGUGCACGAUGCCCGUACUGGUUGGCCCGUGCAACGGCUCGGUGCCGCAGUUCUACUACGACCGACGAGCGGACGCCUGCUACUCGUUCGACUACAGCGGCUGCCAGGGCAACAAGAACCGCUUCAACGACUUGCACGUCUGCGAGCAGCGCUGCCGCAAGCGGCCACCCACCGAACCAUCGACCCAACCGCCCGCCACGAGCCGGCCGGCGCCCUCCGGCGGCCUCAGCCGGGCAUGUCUCGAGCCGGUUGAAGCCGGGCCCUGCAACGGCGAGGUCACCGCCUACUUCUACGACGGCAGCCAGGCCAAGUGCCAGGCGUUUAUCUACGGGGGCUGCGAGGGCAACGCCAACCGGUACGAGACCGAGGAACAGUGUGAGAGGCUCUGCGGCAAGUUCCGGGAUCAAGACAUCUGUCACCUGCCGCCCGAUCAGGGUCCCUGUCGCGGUGCCUUUUCCAAAUUCUACUACGACCAGAGGUCCCGCGUGUGCAGGGAGUUCACCUACGGUGGCUGCGACGGCAACGCCAACCGGUUUAGCUCGCGCAACGAGUGCGAGUCCGUCUGCAUCCAUCACGAGGAGCCGGCCCAGUCCGGCAACAAGACCGCCCUCUCCGAUCUGACUAUCUGCAAAGAGCCCGUCGAUAUUGGCUCGUGCACUGUCGGCAACUACAAACGCUUCUAUUACGACGACGAAUAUCAAACGUGCCGAGCUUUCAUUUACACCGGUUGCGGUGGCAAUCGUAACAACUUCAAGACUAUCGAUUCUUGUCUUAAAGUUUGUCGUCAAAUCAACAGCAUCCCGGACGACAACCAAGACACGAAAGACCCAUGCGCCGAGGCCACCGAGCACUGCAACCAGCUGCACUGCCCCUAUGGUCAGGAAGACUACGUGGACUCGCAAAACUGCCAGCGCUGCCGGUGCGUCGAGCCGUGCCAGUCCAUCAGCUGUCCCGAGAGCACCAAGUGCGCCGUGACCCUCGUAAGGACGAGCGAGGGUACCGAGUACCGAGGCAUCUGCAACCCUGUGAGCAAGCCCGGCAGGUGCCCGGAAGUGUCGAACAGCACGAGGUGCGACCAGGAGUGCUACUCGGACGCCGACUGUUCGGGCGAGCAAAAGUGCUGCAACAGCGGCUGCGGCACCUCCUGCCUGAGCCCGCCGAGGGAGGAGGAGCACGCCCCACCGGACUCCAACGACUACCGGCAGGAGACGAUACCGGCCGGUGCGGUGGCCGCCAGGAUCGAGCAGCCCGAGUCGCCCAACGUCGUCGCCGAGGAAGGCGGUUACGUCACGCUGCACUGCGUCGUCAUCGGGAAUCCAGCGCCCCUCAUCGUUUGGAGGAAGGACGCCAAGACCAUCGGCCAGAACGAAAACAGGCGACGCAUCCUCGGGGACGGGUCGCUGCAGAUCAUCAAUCUCUACUCGUACGACAAGGGACUGUACGUCUGCACGGCUGAUAACAGGAUGGGCCCGCCCGUUCAGAUAGAGUACCAGCUCGAGGUCACGGAGCCGCAUGACUGCCCGCCCAACGUGAUAGACGAGCCGAACCGUCCGACCACGGUGGCCCUGAACUCGCCCAUGGUGUUGCAUUGCUACGCGAUCGGUUGGCCCCGGCCCACGGUCACCUGGUGGCGCAACGAUAGCAUGCUGCCCCUCUCGUCCGAGCACUACGAGCAGGAAUCCGACAACACUCUGCGCAUACGCUCGGUCACCCUCAGCAUGCUCGGCGUUUACACGUGCCACGCGUUCAACGGCGUGGGCAAGCCGGCCGAGUGGUCGACCAUACUCCAAGCCCUGGGACCCGUGACCAACGUCCCGCCCGACCAGGAAAAGUAUACCCAGUAUCUGGUCCAGCCGCCCCAAAGGCCCGAGAAACCGAGUUACCCCUACAGGCCCAAUCGAACGCAGAGCCACGACAACCAGACUUACGCGCCGUUCCCCACGACCACCAGGCGCUAUGGUAUACCGCAGGUCGUACCUAUCGACCUGUCGACCACUAGGGCACCCAGAACCGAGUACGCCGCUCCGGUGCGCGUCAAUGUGUCGGCACCGCAGGCUCAAUUCGCCGAGGAUGGUCCCAUCACCUUGCGCUGCAACGCCACGGGAUAUCCACCCCCACGCGUCACGUGGUACAAGAACGACGUUCCACUACAAGAGGACGAUAGAAUCAGGAUUUCGGAAUCCAACGAGUUGACGAUAUCGCCGGCGAAUUCCAACGACACCGGCAGCUACCGCUGCGAGGGCGUCAACCAGUACUCGAAUAGCGCCGAGACUGUGGAAAUCCGCGUAGCCGGCAUGUACAUCGAUCCGAGCUGCCAGGACGACUCCCGCCUGGCCAAUUGUACUCUGAUAGUCGCGGCGAGAUACUGCCACCACCAGUACUACACCAAGUUCUGCUGUCGGUCGUGCACGGAAGCGGGACAACUGCCGGCCCGGCCGGUGCCGCCUUACGCUGGUCAGAGGACGAAGAGGUCGCUGUUUUCGUUUUUUUAAUUGCGACGACUCGAUGAGUGGUCGAUAAGAAGGAGAACAACACAAAUACGACAAAUAAUCGAAUAUUCCACACUGCCGAAGCCUUGGGUCGUCUAUAUAUACACACGCACGAAUGGCAAUAACUAACGCGAACAACAUUGCAACUUGCAAGGAAAUAAAAUUUUUUUUUUUUUUUUUUUUUCGUUUAAUCUGUAUGUAUAGACUGAUCCAAUGCUGACUCCUAGUCCAAAGGGCCGGUUUUGUAAUUAUAAGCGCAAGCCCUGCGAGGCCACCAAAAUUGCCUCGACGACAAAAAAACUUAAUUCCAUACGAUCACCGCACAAAAUUCAUAGCCAUCAUCAACAAUAUCCGGAUGGUUGAUGAAGAAAAAGAUAAUAACUUUUUCUUUUCUCUAUACUUACGUUCGAUAAGUACAAGCUACAAUGAUUAUUGUUGGUCAAAAUUUGUAGUCUUUGAUUUCUUACCUCGUCGGCGACAAAGAUUAUUAUACACGUGGACCUCGAAUCGAAGGUUUUUCCGAUCUUUACAACUUAAACUAGAUACUUAUUGUAGUACAAUCAUUGUACCAUUUGUACCUCUGCCAUACAUCUCAGAUAAUAGAUAUAUAUAUAUAUAAGAAUAUAUAUGCGUAGGUUAAUAUUGACGAAUAAAGUAUUGUACUGACAUAAACAUUGACGAUAUUAUAAUCCAGAAAGUAAUAAGAUAAACAUACAUGAGGUAUGAUUUUUUUCGGGAUGAAUGUUUACAAUUUUUUAUCAAACUUUUUGUUACAUUGUUGAUACAUUAAAAGUA
Copidosoma floridanum is the source of this 9004-nucleotide messenger RNA. RefSeq names its product proteoglycan-like sulfated glycoprotein papilin (gene Ppn). Gene Ontology annotation, molecular function: metalloendopeptidase activity; serine-type endopeptidase inhibitor activity. Gene Ontology annotation, cellular component: extracellular region; extracellular matrix. Lineage: Eukaryota; Metazoa; Arthropoda; Insecta; Hymenoptera; Encyrtidae. The record is from RefSeq and is a predicted model, not a curated record. Gene Ontology annotation, biological process: proteolysis; extracellular matrix organization.